AUGCGUAAAAUGCAUGUCUGGGACGAAAAUAAUCUAAUAGAUAUUUCGGAGGUAGACCGAAAUAAAGUGAUUAACCCAAUGCUAGUGUUCAGCAUUAAAAGAGAUGGUACGAAGAAGUGUAGAUUGGUUGCAAGAGGAGACCAACAAGACCUCAGCACUUAUUCGAAAGAUAGACAACAAGAUACCAUCAACAACAUGGCGCUUAUGACAGUGUUAGCUGUAGCACUAGAUCAUAAUUUAAUUAUCAAACAAUUGGAUAUUUCAUCCGCUUACCUAUACGCUGAUCUUAAAGAGGAGAUAUAUAUUCGUGCACCACCUCAUAUCAAGCAAAAGGAUAAAGUAUUAAGACUCAAUAAAUCCUUAUACGGUCUAAAGCAAAGCGGAGCCAAUUGGCAGAAAACAAUUAAGGAUUACCUAAAAGGCAAAUGUGAAUUGGAAGAAAUGAGAUUUUGGCCUUGCGUCUUUACUAAAGGUAAAUUCCUAGAAAUAAUUGUAUGUUUAUUCGUUGAUGACAUAGUCAUAGCCGGCAACAACGUUAACACAAUAAACCAAUUCAUAACAGAUCUACAAAACAGAUUUGAUACUAGAAUAGUGAACGACGGUUCACCAAACGAACGUGACGCAGUUCGAUAUGACAUCUUGGGCAUAGAUGUAGAAUACAAAAAGGGUGUAAGCAUGAAGUUUGGAAUGCUAGAAAGUUUAACUAAGAAACUACCACUACUAGGGGUUGAAUUCAAGAAAGAAUCAAGAUACAACAUAGUCCCAGGAACCCCAAACAGAUCUUUAAAUCAAGAUUUGGAUAUACCAUGUGAUAAAGAUUACAAUGCAAAAGUAAAUUGGAUCCAAAGAGCGAUUGGAUUAAGCAAUUACGUUGCCAUGAAGUACAGAUUUGACAUAGCGUACUAUACUAACAUAUUAGCACAACAUCAACUAUACCCCAGUGAUGCGGUACUAUUUGAGACUGAAAGAUUAUUGCAGUACUUAUGGACGACGAGAGGCAAACGUUUAGUGUGGAAACGAAACGAAAAGGAGACGUCAGAGUUAAUAGGCCUAACAGACGCAUCUCAUGCCAAAGGUUUAAAAUAUAAAUCCCAAGCAGGAUACUUUUGCAUAUGGAAUGGAAAGAAAUUAUUUGCAAGAUCAACUAGAACAUCUUAUGUGUGUGAAUCAUCCACACAAUCUGAGACAUACGCUGCAAGUGAAUGUCUUGCAAUAUCAAGAAGUAUAAAUUAUCUACUUUCUACGCUCACCGGUAAGAAACCAGAUCAGAUUUUACUUACCGAUAACACAGCACUAAUAAAUUCGAUAAAGGGAACUAAAACCAUAAACCUGGAUCCAGACAUAAUGAUUUAA
Molecule: messenger RNA, 1353 nt
Organism: Kluyveromyces marxianus DMKU3-1042
Lineage: Eukaryota; Fungi; Ascomycota; Saccharomycetes; Saccharomycetales; Saccharomycetaceae
Gene: TY2B-LR1
Exons: 1
Coding region: 1-1353 (450 amino acids)
Source: RefSeq, a predicted model, not a curated record